GAGGCGUGUUAACCAUAAGCCACCGGACGCAGAUAUGGUCUACCCCAGACCUUACCCCAAUUUAUAUCUUAAAUUUCACCCUGACAUUUUAGAUAAAAAUGACCUUUCUUUUGUAUAAUAUGUUCAUAUAUGUAAUUUUAAACAUUACGAGGUGUGACAAUAAAAUAACGAGACUUUCUAAAUAUAACCUAAACUAUUAUCGUUAUCUAUAAAACAAUUAUUGAAAUAUGAUUAGGAAACACUUAUCUAAAAGUACUAUAAACACUGAUGAAAUUGGUUAAUUUUUUUAUACGUUAAUAACCUUGUUAUUAAUGCGAAUUUGACUAUACUGCCGAAAAAUGUUAGAUAUCAAAAUCAAACAACGUGUUAACAUUAAAUUUCUUGUUAAAUUAAAAAAAACUGUCGCGGAAUCAUUUCGUAUAUUAUGUGAAGUUUAUGGUGAAGAAUGUUUAUCAAGAGCUUGCGUUUUUGAAUGGCACAAAAGGUUUUGCAAUGGAAUAGAGGACGUGGAAGACGAUGAUCGUUCUGGACGUCCUACCACAUGUUCAACAAACGAAAACGUUGAAAAAAUCGACAAAAUUAUUCGGCAAGAUCGUCGAUUAAGUGUUAGAGCUGUAGCAGAGAUAGUAAAUAUUGAUAGAGAAAGUGUUAGUAAAAUUUUAGUUAAAAAUUUAAAUAUGAAAAAAGUGUGUGCUAAAAUGAUCCCUAAAAAUUUGACGAUUGAUCGAAAAUUCAAUCGCAAAAAAAUUUGUUCUGACACCUUAAAAAUCAUCAAAGAUGAUCCAUCUUUUAUAAAUAAUAUUAUUACGUGUAAUGAAACGUGGAGUUUUACAUAUGAUCCUGAAACUAAAAGGCAAUUCAUGCAUUGGAAGACACCAACUUCCCCAAGAAUGAAGAAAACACGAAUGAGCAAGUCGAAAUUCAAAGCAAUGCUCAUUGUUUUCUUUGACAUUGAGGGAAUAAUUUUUGUUGAAUGAGUUCCUCGUGGGCAAACUUUCAACCAAUAUUAUUAUAAAGAGGUAUUAAUUAAAUUAAGAGAACGUGUUACAAAAAAGCGACCAGAUCUGUGGAAGAAUGGCUGGGUUCUUCACUAAGACAAUGCUCCAGCUCACAGUGCACUUUCAAUUCAAAGUUUUUUAACUGAAAAAAAUCUUUCUAUACUUCAACAUCCUCCGUACUCGCCAGACCUUGCUCCUUGUGACUUCAUCUUAUUCCCAAAAAUUAAAAGUUUAUUAAAAGGAACCCAUUUUCAAACGGUUGAUGACGUAAAAAUAAAAACGGCAGAACUUCUAAAAGGAUUAACUGAAAGCAAUUGGCAACAUUGUUUUCAAGAAUGGCAGCGACGUAUGCAACAGUGUGUUGAUGCUGAGGAAAGGUACUUUGAAGGUGACAAUCAUUAAAUUGUAAAAUUUUUAAAAUAAAUAACUUUUAUUAAAAAAGUUUCGUUAUUU
Molecule: messenger RNA, 1451 nt
Organism: Daktulosphaira vitifoliae (grape phylloxera)
Lineage: Eukaryota; Metazoa; Arthropoda; Insecta; Hemiptera; Phylloxeridae
Product: protein GVQW3-like
Exons: 1
Coding region: 339-977 (212 amino acids)
Molecular function (GO): nucleic acid binding
Source: RefSeq, a predicted model, not a curated record